CUGCAUGAACCGCUGGUCCACACUCCAGCGUCUAGGUGGCAGUAAUGCGCUUUAACGCUUGUUAUUACCCGCUUUUUUAAAUACAUAGACGAAAUGUCGUUGCAAGUAGCUUGACAGUUCGGCAGUAAUGUUGUGACCGCUGUGGUCGUCAAUUUACAUGGCAUUAAAAUACGGCCACGAUGGCACCCUUCGUGUAUGCCGGUUAAGAUGUUAAUAACCCUGUGCUACGUCUAUCUGUGGGUGCGCUUUCACAAGUGCUACUCGGUGCUGAUCCGCAACAGCCUGUCCAGACUGAACAGCAGCACCUUCGGCUUCAGCUUCAGAGUGUGCUCCAGCCCGGCCUCAGCACCAGCCGCAGCAUCGUCGACUGGACGCCACACAGCACCCAGGCAGCCCAGCCCGGUCCCACUCGAGGACAGCGUCUUCCUUCAGCUGGGAGACAAGGCUGUCUAUGUCACGGAGCCUCAGGCAUGUGAUGACCUCAGCAAAUGGACUGUGCUGUUGGGGUCCUCUCUGGUUUGUGGUCCACGAAUAGAGAAUAUUUCAUUCAUCAUAGAAGCUACAGGACACAGAGUGGGCUACCAUUCUCCUCACACAUCGAAUAAGAAAGUGCUGAAGUGGUCUGACUACUGUCUUCCUCUGGCCUGUAGCCCUGGCCAGCCAUUCCGGGCUGUAGCUCAGGCCAGCGUAGACAACUUCAGUCGACUGGGGGUGGCUUUUAUCGAGGAUCGCCUUCAGCUGGACAAUGGACUUAUGCCUUCAAAGAUAAUCCCUGUCCUCCUCCAAGAAUCCACUCUCAGUGAGCUGUUGGAGAAGCAGUGUCCAAAGACUGAGACGUCAUCACAUUGGCUCUGUGGCCCCCAGUCUGGAGAAGGUGUUGCUGAGCCUUUGCAUUGUCGGCUGUCACCCAACCACCAGCACCUCCAGUGCCGUAAGGGCAGCCUCCGCCUCACCCCGGAGCUAAAGGGGAGGUUAGAGGAGCGGCGAGGGUCCGAGCCGCUCCGUGGCACCAAGGAUCCGGGAGCUGCUUGUGACUCGGAGGACCAUUCCCUGGGGAGUCAUCACCACAUGGAGGGCCACAAACACCACCUCCAUCUGUCCAGCUGCCACGAAUGCUUGGAGCUGGAGAACAGCACCAUCCUCUCUGUCAAAUAUGCCUCCGCUGAGAACAUUCCAGACCUUCCCGAUGACAACUCAGUCGGGCUAGAUAGUGGAGAUGAGACUCUGGAUGAUGUUGAGCAUGAUUCCAAAAGGUUUUCUGGGCAAAGCGGUGGAUUUGACUGUAAAAGCAAACCGCCAAAUAUUCUGCUGUACACGGGUGGUUGCCAGGAGCGUUUUGAGGCACUUCGCCAGCUUUUAUCCGAGUGUAUAAACAUGGAAAACAACAUAAUAUAUCCGCUCCAACCCCAGCAGGCUCUGAGCGACCCUUGGCUGGACAACACCAGGCUCCUGGUACUGGCAGAGGAGGAAACCCUCACCCCCCAACUUCAGACCCGUUUCCUUACCUACCUGAGCCAGGGUGGCAGGGUCCUGGGGCUAGCCUCCACCCUGUGCCCGGCGGGCCUCUGUCUGAAAGUCAGGGAGAGGCAGCGUGGGAAGGUCAGCAGGCUGAGCUUCACCAGGGAGGACAGCACCGAGCUGGAACUGAGCGUGUUGGCGAGCGGGAUGGUCUACGUCAGGGAUACUCACGGAGGAGGGGAAGUGGAGCUCUGGGGCGAGCUGAAAGGGGACAGCCCUCAUCAGAGGGAUAUGGUUGUCGUCAGGGUAACCCACCGAGGGGAUGACGGCGAAGCUGUCCUCUGUCAGGCCCACCUGGAAAUCGCUCCCGACUCGCAGAAUUUGACAUCGGACGGAUUUGAUGAACUGAAGGUCAGCAAUGCACUGCGUUAUGAAGUCCUGACAGAGAUCCUCACCUCGCUGGGCCUCAGCUGUGAGCGAAACCAGACUCCAGCCCCAAGCCCAGUCCACCUGCUGGCCACCUCCCAGGAGACCAAGGCCAUCUUCCUGAAUUGGCUGCGGACACGUGCAGAUCAAAAUGGCCUCCUCACAUUAUCCAAGGCCUCCCUCAGGAUGUUGUCCUCUUCUGAGCUCCAGGAUGGUCCUUCGCUGCCUGAGGGCUCUCUGGCCCUGGUCACCAACUCUUUAGAGUCCCAGAGCUGGCCGCACUUCAGUAUGGAAACCUACAGCAAGAACCUGAAGACCAGUCUGCUGGGGCACACUGUGCUGUACGCUGAGGUGGCCACGUCUACCAUGGACCUGCUACAAGGGCUGACUCUGCACUUACCAAAGGAUGUGGGAUUAAUAGCGGUAGCUGCUCGACAAAGCCAGGGCAGAGGUCGGGGCGGGAACGCGUGGCUCAGCCCCCUGGGGUGUGCCAUGUUCACCCUGGCGGUCCAGGUUGAGCUGAGCUCCAGGCUCGGACAGAGGAUACCCUUCCUGCAGCAUCUGGCUGCUCUGGCCGUGGUGGAGGCUGUUCGCACGCUUCCUGGAUACGAGGACAUAGACCUGAGGGUGAAGUGGCCCAAUGACAUCUAUUACAGUGACCUGAUGAAGCUCGGGGGAGUACUGGUGACUUCCACUGUACUUGGAUCAACUUUUCAUCUGCUCAUAGGCUGUGGGUUCAACGUGGCAAACAGCAACCCGACCGUGUGUAUCAACGACCUGAUCCAGCAGUACAACACGGAGCAUCGCUGCAGCCUGCAGCCGCUCGGCGGCGCCCAGCUCAUCGCUCGCUCCGUCAACUGCCUGGAGACGCUCAUCAGCAGCUUCCAGCAAGGGGGCCCGGACGCCGUUCUGCCCACCUACUACAAGAGGUGGCUGCACAGCGGGACCCGGGUGCAUCUCUGGAGCGAGGACGGACUGGAGGCUGAGGUGGUGGGUCUGGACAGCAACGGCUUCCUCCAAGUGUACAACAAGGAGCAAGGCACGGUCUCAGUGGAGCCUGAUGGGAACUCCUUCGACAUGCUGAAGAACCUGGUGGUCAUCAAGAAGCAUUAGGACCAAAUUCAGCAGACUGAACCAAUAACCGUAACUGACAGAAAACUUUAUCUACCUGUAUAAAUGUAUCAGGGUUUUCUAAUUGGUUAAUGCAUAGCUGAAUAUGUUGCUGGUUUACAGUGGGAGUACGGGUUAGCGUCUCCUUAUGUUAACCUGACAUACAUUUGAAGUAGUUUGGGGUUAUUUGUGGGAAGACAUCCAGUGAUGGUAACUGGCUUUAAAGGCAGCGAGUAGCACAUGCAUCAGUGAUGGAUCACAAGCACAUCCAUCCCUUAGAUUAUGACUUGCUGAUUUGGGACCACCAGUUCAAACCAUCACCUAACAACGUGCACUACUUUGUGGGAGCAGUAUGUCUUGUACCCCUCAUCCAAACAGCUAACCUGAACAGGGAUCAUUGCAGCUUUUUGCUGUUGCAAAAAAAAAAAUAAAGAUUUCCACAGAAAAAUGUUGGUCAUGUCAUGUCAAACUAACCAGAUUCUGUUCACUUACCCGGUCACAGCGGUUUUACAAAAUCCCCGAUUUGUCAAAGAACAGAUGAGUCCAAGUCAAAAAGAUACAUGGAGAGAGAAGGACCUGCUCGAAAGAUCAUCACUCAUAGUGAUGUGUCCUAGCAUCUCAAAUAUUAUUCAAUCAGAAGUCUUACUGAAAGUAAUAUAAAAAUAGAAAUAGUAGCUUGGAUAUAUGUAAAAUUCUGACCGUUUCACUGAAAGGAAAACCUGAAAAAUAGUCUAGAGGCAGCGUUGUAUACACUUUAUCACCACUGCAAACAUUAACAUAGAUCUCUGAUAGUGUCGAUCACAACUGAACAUUACUAUCUUUGUGGCUAAGCUGUUGUAUUGUAUUGCAUUACAGUUUACAGGUGUACCUAAUAGGGAUUGACCAAUCAUCGGCCUGACCGAUAUUUUUUUGUUUGCAGAUUAUCUGUAUUUGUGUUUUAUUUAAUCGAUAACAAAUAAAGUUAAUUAAUUAAAAGGUGCGCUACUUUGGCUCCGCUACAGUUCUGUUAGCAGUCUGCAAAACCUACAAACAAACUGUUAGCACAUUAAAACUUCAGGAAGCUACUUUUUGACUGUGUAUUAAGUUUAAAAUAAAUUCAUAUCGGUUCCAAAUUUCAGUUUCAUUAACUACUAAUAAUCGGUAUCGGUAUUGGCCUCGAUAUGCCGGUAUUGGUCGACCCCUGGUAUCUAAUAGAGUGGCCACUGAGGGGGUCUGCAUCACAGGUUUCCUCUGAUGGAUUCCUAUAAUAUUGAGUGUAUUGCAUUGUGUGAUAUCUUUCUGGAGAGGAGUGUCAGUGUGUAUCUUCUGUGGCAGAAAGCUUCAGAGAGGAGUUAACACAUUCUCUCUUCAUCGCCAACAUGAGAAAAUAACAACGCUGUAACUGAGCUGCACUUCUCCAAGAACCCAUUAGGAGAGGAUCAUACAUGUUGUGGCGUAGACCCAGGGUUGUGUUCCUCCAACUCACGGUUACCCUCAGCAGUUCUGUCACCACUGCUUAUAAACCCAGGCAUAAGUUUGAAUAAGUAUUUAGUUUGUGAAAAAAAAAAGAUGGUCACGAGUAGCUGUAAUUGCAAUGAGUUGACUGAUACUGAAAGGGGAGAAAAAGUCUGUGAGCUGUUAAAGGAAUACUCCACCGUUUGUUGAAAUAGUUCUUAUCACGGUCUACCCUGGCUGUA
Messenger RNA from Perca flavescens (yellow perch), 4670 nucleotides. It is a transcript of the gene hlcs, whose product is annotated as holocarboxylase synthetase (biotin-(proprionyl-CoA-carboxylase (ATP-hydrolysing)) ligase). The coding region runs from base 196 to 2997 and encodes 933 amino acids. Lineage: Eukaryota; Metazoa; Chordata; Actinopteri; Perciformes; Percidae. Gene Ontology annotation, biological process: protein modification process. Gene Ontology annotation, molecular function: biotin--[biotin carboxyl-carrier protein] ligase activity. The transcript is spliced from 11 exons. The record is from RefSeq and is a predicted model, not a curated record. Gene Ontology annotation, cellular component: cytoplasm.